This is a messenger RNA of Thlaspi arvense, 1380 nucleotides long. The record is from the annotation of a GenBank genome assembly. NCBI's taxonomy places the organism in Eukaryota, Viridiplantae, Streptophyta, Magnoliopsida, Brassicales, Brassicaceae.
CUUGCCGACGCUUUAAUAAUGGAAGACCCAAGAGUCAAGACUCAAGUCGAUGAUGCAAAGACUAAGAUAAGCGUUGUGUGGUCAAUAGGGUAGGAGAAACAUAUCUCUUCAAAAAUGGAACCAAAGUCUUGAUAUGUUGCAGAUCUAGAUAUCAAGAAACACAAGCGUGUAAUCAAGAACACCAAUGAAGACUAUCUAUGUGUUGGUCUUCUUCUGCUUCCUCCUCUUUCUCGUAGCAGAAGCCAGGACCACGAACCAGACAGAUUGCAAAACAUUCAACUGCGGAAACCUCGACUUCGACUUCCCUUUCUUUAGCACAGGCAUGCCGUCUCGAUGCGGUCUGUUCAAGAUGAAUUGCAGUGAUCACGAGGUUCUAGAGAUACAGCUUGCGGAAAACGGGAGUUGGUAUAAAGUCACGAGCGUCUCUCAAGCCCUCACCAUAACCAUCACCGACCCAAGGCUUAACCGAAGCUUGGAAACAGGAACCUGCAGUGACUUGUCAAGCUUCUCUCUUCCAGAUUCGCCAUGGCUCAACAUGACCACUUUGUACAAAUGCAACAACAGUAGGAAUAAGAAUGGUUUCGCUUAUGCGAAUUGCGGAGGAGGAGGAAGCAGCUUGUACUACUCAAAUUUGGGAGAAAGUCAUAAUGAGACAGGGUGUUCAGCUUUCAAAACUCCACAGAGCUGGGUGAUUCCAAGAAACAAGAACCUCUCUAAUGUAAAUGCUACCUUCUCUCUCCAUUUAAACCUGCCUGGAAGCUGCUAUAGGUGCCAUCGACGAGGCGGAGAAUGUAAGAUGAACGAAGGCGAGUUCUACUGCGUUGAAGCACUUAUAGAUCCAAAAAGCCACGAUCCAAAAAGCCACGAUCCAAAAAGACAAGAGAAGUUGAAGCUAGGAUUAGGAGUUGCUUUAACUGCGGUGGUGAUCAUUAUUAUGGUCACGAUUAUAAUAGUAAGAGCAAAUAAUGCGAGAAAGAGUGAUUGGAAUGGCGAGAACGUUGAAGCGGUUGCAAUUUCUAAAUUUUGCCUGGGGAACGGUACAAGAAACAUUGGAAAAGAGCAAUGUGAAUUUAAUCUCCUCAAAUCGAAACUAAGCUUGCAAGAGGUGCGUUUUGUUUCAGAGUAGAGAUCUCAAAAAACUUGUUUUAUAUCUCUUGAUAAAAUGUUACAUAGCUAUUAGCUAGGUAGAGAUUCAACUGUUUUUCGUAGCUAUUGCACCAAAUCUAUUGUUCAAAGUAACAAGAGUCACAUAUGAACAUAUUUAGCAUGUUCUAAUAGAACAGUUAUAAGGGUUUCUGACUCAGAUGACGGAAGAAGUAAUGGUUUUGUUAUCCACUACAUAUUAUUUGAGAAGUAACAUUAUUAAAAAUAGUUUAUUUG